AUGGAUUUGUCGAAAGUUGUCAGCUUUUCUCGGAAAUUCGCCGUCUUGGUCAAAGUUGAAGGCCCUGACCCCAAGGGACUGAAGAUGAGGAAACAUGCUUUUCAUCAAUACCAUUCUGGGGAUACAACACUUUCAGCUUCUGGGAUGUUGUUUCCAAGAAAUGUCUUGAGCCAUGAGGUUGCGGCUAAGUUUAUGUCUGAAGCUGGUGGUAGUGGUCAGGAUAUUGCUCUGGUUUUGACUGUUGCAUCUCUUGUGGAACCAUUCUUAACGUUAGGCCACAGAACUAGUAUCUCUCAGGAUCCAGUGAAGUUGAUUCCGGGUGCUCGCGUUGAGAUUAUGGUGGAGGGUCAACUAAGUUCGGAGAAAGAAGCUCCUUUUUCUGUUCCUGCACAACUCCUUUCACUGGUUGAUUGCCCUGUAUCUUCUACUGCACUCCAAUCUCUUAUUGAAGCUUCUUUGGGUUCAAAAGAUUCUGGAUGGGAUGUUGGUUGGUCUUUGGUCUCUGCUGAUAAUGGUUCUCAGCCUUCAAGCAAUAUUCAACAUUUCAGCAAGCCCUCGAUGCAACUUGAUGAGCCACUCGAUGCAAAAUUUAUGGCCAAGUCUGCCACUCGAAUGGCUCUUCUAGGAGUCUCCUUAAGUUUAUUAGGUCAGCCAAACAUAAAUUUAGCCUCCUCAACUAGCAAGGGUGAUACAAUUGUAACACUUGGCUCUCCUUUUGGAAUACUUUCACCUGUACACUUUUUUAACAGUGUAUCAACUGGUUCCAUUGCAAACUGCUAUCCUUCUGGAUCGCUAAACAAGUCACUGAUGAUAGCUGAUGUUCGUUGUCUCCCUGGAAUGGAAGGGGCUCCAGUGUUUGAUAAGGAUGGGCACUUAGUUGGCAUUUUGAUUAGACCAAUAAGGCAAAAGAACAGUGGUGUUGAAAUUCAGCUGGUGGUUCCGUGGGGAGCAAUCGCAACUGCUUGCAGCCACUUGCUGUUUGAGGAACCAUCUAUUGAAGGAAAAUCAAGUCAUUUGGGGAGUGAAGUAUUGAGUAUCAAGCCAGAUGCUAGUAUUCAUGUACAAGUGGCUGUUGAGAAAGCGAUGGAAUCAAUUUGCCUUAUCACGGUCAAUGAUGGUGUUUGGGCAUCCGGUGUUCUUCUUAAUAAACAUGGUCUCAUACUAACAAAUGCUCACCUACUUGAGCCGUGGAGGUUUGGGAAAGGCGGUGUAUAUGGUGGAAGUAAAGAUAAGGGUUUAAAACCUUAUGUAGUAGGAGCCGAGGAAUUCUCUUCCGCUAGAAGUAGAUAUUGUGAACAGGAGGGGAAAGAAACAUUGCCUAGAAAAACUCCAGCAGGUCUUUAUUCUUCUGUUGGAAAAAACAUCAAGAAAUACAAACACAAUUUCCUUCAGACUGGACAUACAGAUAUACGUGUACGAUUGUGUCACCAAGAUUCUUGGACUUGGUGUGCUGCUAAAGUUGUCUAUAUUUGUAAGGAACAAUUGGAUGUUGCCUUACUGCAGCUAGAAUAUGUUCCCGGCAAGCUCCAACCUAUUGCUGCCAAUUUUUCUUCACCUCCUUUGGGUACGUCGGCACAUGUUGUUGGACAUGGACUCUUCGGACCAAGAUGCGGGCUUUCUCCCUCUAUUUGUUCCGGAGUUGUAGCCAAGGUAGUUCAUGCAAAAAAGAAAUUGUUUACGGAAUCCAUUUUGCAAGAUGCCACAGAGUUCCCUGCGAUGCUCGAAACAACAGCUUCUGUGCAUCCUGGUGGAAGUGGUGGUGCUGUUGUCAAUUCAAGUGGCCAUAUGAUUGGACUUGUUACUAGCAACGCGAGACAUGGAGCUGGGACAGUUAUCCCGCAUCUCAAUUUCAGCAUUCCAUGUGCAGUCUUGGCACCAAUCUUCAAGUUUGCAGAAGAUAUGCAAAACAUAGAUAUCCUUCAAAUACUUGAUCAACCAAACGAAGAACUCUCAUCCAUAUGGGCUUUGAUGCCAUCACUGUCACCAAAGACAGAGCAAUCUCUACCCAAUCUGCCUAAGUUAUUCAAAGACGGUAACAACAAACAAAAGAAAGGAUCUCAGUUUGCCAAGUUUAUAACAGAGACCCAAGACAUGUUUCUAAAACCGACCAAGCUUUCUCGCGACGUGAUCCCUAGCAAGUUAUGA
Arabis nemorensis is the source of this 2145-nucleotide messenger RNA. Lineage: Eukaryota; Viridiplantae; Streptophyta; Magnoliopsida; Brassicales; Brassicaceae. The record is from the annotation of a GenBank genome assembly.